Molecule: messenger RNA, 2606 nt
Organism: Mytilus californianus (California mussel)
Lineage: Eukaryota; Metazoa; Mollusca; Bivalvia; Mytilida; Mytilidae
Product: retinol dehydrogenase 14-like
Exons: 7
Coding region: 41-1033 (330 amino acids)
Source: RefSeq, a predicted model, not a curated record
AACAACUAAGCAAGCGAAAUAAAGACUUGAGUAUUUCAAAAUGAGUGUCUUUCAUAUAAUUCAGGAUGUAGUUUAUGAAAAUAAAUUCGUCUUCUAUAUAUUCUUUGGAUUUUUUAUUGGUUUCAUAGCUCUACGGCAGUAUUUAUAUGGAACAAGAUAUACCGGAACAGCACGACUAGAUGACAAGACAGUGAUUAUUACGGGCGCUAGUUCAGGAAUAGGUAAAGAGGUGGCAAAGAACCUGGCAAAAAGAGGUGCAAAAGUGAUAUUAGCCUGUCGAGACUUGGCGAAAACUAACAAGGUUGUUGACGAGAUAAAAAGACAGAUACGAGAUACUAAGAUUGUUGUUAAACAUCUAGACUUAGCUUCACUUCAGUCAAUAAGAAAGUUUGCUAAAGACAUCAAACAGAAUGAAGAGAGACUGGACAUACUGAUUAACAAUGCUGGUGUGUUUUACUGCCCUGAUGGCUUUAGAACUGACGAUGGAUUUGAGAUGCAGUUUGGUGUCAAUCAUUUGGGUCACUUCCUGCUGACAAAUUUACUCCUUGGUUUACUGAAGAAAUCUGCGCCUAGUCGUGUCGUAACAGUUUCAUCUAAUGCCCAUGAAAAAGGAAGAAUAAAUUUUGAUGAUAUCAACAGUGAAAAGAAAUAUGAACCCAGAGCCUGUUACGAUCAGAGUAAGCUGGCCAACGUGUUGUUCUCUAGAGAGCUGUCUAAACGGUUAAGAGGUUCUGGUGUUACAACAUACAGUUUACAUCCGGGUGUGGUACGAACAAAUAUAUCGAAAUAUGUACGACAACAACGAGUUUUUUCUCGACCUCUAAUUGACCUUUAUUUGGUUCUUCCCCUUUUUAAAGACAGUGAGCAAGGUACAUCAACGAUUAUAUACUGUGCAGUUGACGAAUCCUUGACGAAAGAGUCGGGCAAUUAUUAUAGGGAAUGUUCAGAAACAAUACCAGGAAAACAAGCAUUAGAUGACGGAGUCUCAAAAAAAUUAUGGGAAUUAUCAGAAAAGAUGGUUGGCCUAACAUGAUUAGCAGAAGUAUUGAUUUUAACCUACUUCAGAUGGACCUCUCCAUAUUCAACAUGACUAUUGACCUAAUACAAUAUAAACAAUAUUCUAAAUAUACAAUUAUGUAUAAUAUAACAACAGUAUAUUCGGUGUAUUUGAUACGCCUGAACAUUAUCCUUACACAAAGAUUUUUUUCAAAUGAAAUGGCCUUUUAUAGCUAACUAUUUGUGGUAUGGGUUUCGCUCAUUGUUGAAGGCCUUACGGUGACUUAUAGCUGUUAACUUCUAUGUCAAUUGGUCUCUGGUGGAGAGUUGUCUCAUUUUCAAUCAUACCACAUCUUCUUAUUUUCAUAUUGUUGGAGGCUGUCGUUCAGACUAAAUUAUAUUCAUAAAUAGCACAGUACUACAAGUAUUUAGGUUUUAACCCCUGUCAGUCAUUUGAAGUAAUUUAAGUUUUGUGACAUUAAAAUUGGUAUUUCUUUACAAACACGGUUUGAUAAUGCCAAAGUAAAAAUUAACGUCAAUUUGAACAUGUUCGGUGUGAGCCAAGGCUCCGUGUUGAAGGCCGUACUUUGACCUACAAUAGUUUACUUUUACAAAUUGUGACUUGGAUGGAGAGUUGUCUCAUUGCCACUCAUCUCACAUCUUCUUAUAUCUAUAUAUCCUAUAAGACUCUAUUUUUAUUAAAUAUGUACUUUUCAAAUGAUAAUUUAUUGUUCUUGCUAUGACAUAUUUUCAUUUGAAAGUUUUAUUGCAUUUUACCCGGUAUUUGUAAAAUAAGUAAAAGGACAAACUAGAUAAACUGCUGAGUGGCGAAAUCUGCCGUGAAUAACAAUGAGUUAUAUUAGCAGCUACAUGUAAUAUAAUGACGUCCCUUUAGUACAAGUCCAUAUUUAAUCAUGCAGAAUGUGAUUUAUGGGUGGAAAGACUACAUAUGAGAUUUGUUAUAUUAUUUAAGAUAAAAAAAGGAUGUUGAAAUUGAUAUAUAAUUUUUCAUAUGGACCCUUACCAGGUGAUUUAUAAAUUCUUUAGAAUGCAUUAUAAAACUCGUUUUAAGGGAAAAAACUCCAAUAAUAUCCUAUAAAAUAUAUUGUAAAAUGUAUGUUAAUUAUAUGUCUUUGUAAGGCAGAAAGUACCGAUUAUAAGGUUAUCUGCAUAUUGAUAUUGUAUAAUAUCAGCUGUUACUCACAUUAUGAAGCUUUUUGUCGAGUGAGUGCCGCAAACGAGUUCAAAAAGGCUCCAUACUGUUUCGAGCAGCUGAUAUUUUACAAUAUCCAUAUGCAGACAACCUGAUAAUCGGUACUUAAUUAUUAUUAUUAUUAUUAUUAUUAUUAUUAUUAUUAUUAUUAUUAUUUUUAUUAUUAUUACGUAGAAAACUACAUUUACUCUUCUAAGUUGAUUACUUUACGUCAUACUGGUUCUUUUCAAAACAAUUAUGUGGUCAGCUUAUGGACUGAUGACUAUCAUUUCAAGCGCCAAAUAUCAAUGACCAAAUGUUUCAACUUAGGACAUCAAAAUGCAUGUCUUUAUGUGGUCUCAGGAUGGUUAUAAAUGUUUUUCCAUUAAAUGUUUUUCAAAGCGUCACUGAUUUUAAU